GUUGUGUAUGUCGCGAACGGGCCUGUGUCAAAACCUCUCUCUUUUGAUCUCGAUUAUCAAAAGACAGAGGCAAGCCCGUUCCCAGUGAACGGCUUUGUGACGCACAUCGAAUUAUUUAUUCCUCUGCCCACUUCUCCUGCCACCCCGCGGUCGCAGCAGCAUGGACCCCGCGAUGACGCAGACGUACCCGGGCGGCGACUACUGGUCGGCCCAUUCGGUGCGCUCGGCCAUCUCGUCGCGGUCGCGCGCGUCGACCUGGGACGCUGUCUUCUCGCUCGAGAGCGUCCAGCAUAACCACCACCACCACCAUGCGCACGAUCACGAUAGCAUGCAUCGUACCACGGCCGCCGCCGCCGCCGACAAGGACGAGAAGCCCAGCGCACUCACGAUCUCGACGCCAAUCGACUGGUGUCGCGGCCAAGCCGCCGACGUUGUCUGGACUACGGUCGACCCGACGUUCGAAGCCAGCGUGCUGCGCCUCGAAGUGUGCAACCAGGCGUGGGACGUGCCCACGACUAUCGCCGAGCACGCGCCUGCAGACACCGGUCGCUUUGAGUGGAAACGCGUACAUUGGGGCAUGCCCAUCCAAGGCGGCUACUUCAUCAAGGCCUACGCUGUCUCGGAGCUCGGGAUGCUCGAGCUUGUCGGCGAGAGCGCGCUCUUCUCAAUUGUCCAGUGACCGGGCGUGUGUUAUUUAAGCGACUCGAUCCACCCGCGUCGGCCAUUGCCACACCACGUCGCUUGCGAUCGCGACGCCACCUCCAACUAAUAUAUUAUUUGCCCGUUUUCCAUCCUCCCACGCAGCCUUCGACCUCGUUCAUCUCAGCUCGGCGACGUCCACCGUCCCGCACAGGCGUCAGUGAGCCCACCCACGGACAGGCGGCAUGGCAUUUCAAGCGAUCGACCCGUCGCGGGCCCAUGAGUCCGCUGCCUGCCUGUUUCUCUUGCGGUCCUUUUCAUCGAAAUGCACAAAAUUGUCAAGACACUAUGGAACAUAACACUAGUACAAGAACACCGCCAACACGUCUCUACGUGUAAUAAUUCCACUGUCGUUCUGUGCUCGA
Saprolegnia diclina VS20 is the source of this 1064-nucleotide messenger RNA. RefSeq lists its product as hypothetical. The record is from RefSeq and is a predicted model, not a curated record. NCBI's taxonomy places the organism in Eukaryota, Oomycota, Saprolegniomycetes, Saprolegniales, Saprolegniaceae. The coding region runs from base 161 to 679 and encodes 172 amino acids. The transcript has a single exon.